Solanum verrucosum is the source of this 2205-nucleotide messenger RNA. RefSeq lists its product as uncharacterized. NCBI's taxonomy places the organism in Eukaryota, Viridiplantae, Streptophyta, Magnoliopsida, Solanales, Solanaceae. The coding region runs from base 1 to 2205 and encodes 734 amino acids. The record is from RefSeq and is a predicted model, not a curated record. The transcript is spliced from 9 exons.
AUGGCAAUUCCAGCUUAUACAACUGUUACAAGUGAUAGUGCUCCAUCCAUGGCUGUUUUUCCAAUUAUUGAUCACAAUCACCCACUAUUUCUGCAACAUACAGACACUCCAGUGUUGCAUGAUCAAUGGGAGAAAUGCAAUGUUGUGGGGUUAUCCUGGAUUAUGAAUGCAGUUCGACCUGGACUGCUGAGCUCUGUUGUGUAUGCUUCUAAUGCUCACAAAGUGUGGUUGGAUCUGAGAGAGAAGUUUGACACUGUGAAUGGAUCUAGAAUCUUCCAUCUCCACAGGGAAAUUCACACUCUCUCACAAGGAACAAUGUCAGUUGCUGACUACUUCUCAAAAUUAAGAGACCUCUGGGAUGAGUAUGAUGCACUCAUGCCCUGUCCCUCAUGUCCCUGUCCAGAAUCAAGGAAAUUUGGAGAACAUUGUCCUACCUACACUCAUGGAUAUGGCUCUUUCAAGGGAAGUUCGUCAAUGACAAGUGGAGGUCCUAAUGGUGGUGCUAGCACUUCUGGAAGUUACAAGGGAAGGAGGCCAUUAUUGCAAUGUGAUCAUUGUGGCUGCAAGGGUCAUUCCAAAGAUCAAUGUUACAAGAUAGUUGGAUGUCCAGCUGAUUUUAAGUCUAAAAGGAAAGGUAAAUCCUCAAGGAGCUUUGCCAAUCAAGUUGAACCAUCUCAAAGCCUUGAACCAAGAGUUCACUCAACUACAGUUCAGCAGCCUAGAGCUCUCUUUACUCAGGAUCAGUAUCAACAGAUCCUGCAACUGUUAUCCAGGUCUGGUGAUGAAACUACAGUUACUCCUCCUGCUAGAGUGGCUUAUGCGGAUGCAGUAGACACUGGAGCUACUCAUCACAUCACCUCUCACCUUAACACACUAGCUACAAGUACAGAAGCACCUGCUAACUCAGACAGUAGAGUAAAUUUGCCAAAUGGAAAUACAGUUUCAGUGUCUCAUAUUGGCUUCUUUCCUAACUUCUGUAUCCUCCGGGAUCUCUCCACUGGUCAGGUGAAGGGGAUUGGUCUGGAGUAUCAUGUACUCUACAUACUAAGAGGAGGAUCACAUCAAGGACCACAUCAAGCUCCAAAGAAGCUGGUCAAUAAUAGUAGUAGCAGUCCUGCUAGUGAUAAUGGUAGUAAAUGUCUACUUGAGUCUAUGUCCAAUUCUUUGUCUAAGUCUAAAUCUGCUGAUGUAUGGCAUAAGAGACAUGUAGUAUUUCAUGAACAUUCAUAUCCAUUUAAAGAUCUCCAAGCAUCUUCUAACCCCAUAUUUCCAGUCCUAGAAGCAGUACUAACAUAUGCUGACACUUUGGGUGAACCCUCGGUAUUGAAGGCCUACUCAGCUAUCUGUGAACCUGCAUCAUUUCAUGAAGCUGCUUCUGACCCUGCAUGGGUAAAAGCUAUGGCACUGGAAAUAGCAGCAUUAGAAAAAAGAUACAAAGCAAGGUUGGUGGCAAAGGGAUUCAGUCAAAAGGAAGGCAUUGAUUUUGGUGAAAUCUUUAGCCAUGUGGCUAAGAUGGUUACAGUCAGGUCAGUGGUGGCUCUUGCAGCAUCUAGGGGUUGGUACAUCUAUCAGAUAGAUGUCCACAAUGCUUUCCUCAAUGGUGAUCUACUAGACGAGGUGUACAUGACUAUUCCUAGUGUGAUAGUGCUAGUGUAUGUGGAUGAUCCUCUAGUUACAGGAAGUAAUCAGAAGCUCUUGUGUGACACCAGUCAGGAGAUUCAAAAGAAAUUCAAGAUGAAGGAUCUAGGUGAACUAAAGUUCUUUCUGGGAAUUCAGUUUUCUAGGUCCAACAAAGGCAUACUCAUGUCUCAAAGAAAGUAUGCAUCAGAUUUAAUAUCUGAAUCUGGGCUAGGGGGAGCAAAGCCAGCUUGCACACCACUUGAGAUGAAUCAGAAACUCACUUCUGUGCAGUAUGAUGAACACAUUAAUAAUGGAAUUCCUGAAGGUGAUACCAUUCUCACAUACACUACAAAGUACCAAAGAGUGGUAGGGAAGCUUUUGUCCCUUACCAUGACUACACCUGAUCUUGCAUUCUCUAUACAAGUGUUGAGUCAAUUCAUGCACUGCCCUAAAAAGUCACAUAUGGAGGAAGCUUUAAGAGUGGUGAGAUACAUUAAAGAAGCACUUGAUUUAGGCUUGUUAAUGUCAGCAAAAGACACCAGCAAACUAAUAGCCUAUUGUGAUUCUGACUGGGAGCAUGUUUAG